AUGGCAGAGGACAAUCUGAUAGGUACUGAGGACGGUAUCUCCAAUACUAAAGGCACAGAGCUCAAGGAACAUGGGGAGGGAAAAUAUGGGCUUGAGAACGAAUGUGAAGAUAAUUCUAAUACUAAAAGUUAUCCAACGGUUGCAAGUAAUGGCCAAUCAGGUGGUCUUUUGGCACUGACUGACCAACGAGACAUAUUGUCCAAGCUGUAUGAAGAAUCUCGACUUAAUUCAAAGGAAGGAGACGCUGUAUAUGUGAUACCCUCCACAUGGUUUGAUAACCUUUGGAAUCCAGAAGUUCUAAACAGUUAUGAGUUGGGCCCAAUUGACACGGUCUCAAUUUGCCAUAAUUUCGAUGCGUUUGUACUGGCAGAUUACCAGAGUAAACCAUAUGUAUCCGUACCAGAGCCAGUUUUUAAAAAGCUUCUUGAGUGGUAUGGACUUACACCAGGAUCCAGAGCCAUCAAGACCGUGCUGAUAAGAGAUGAUGAUGGUCAGCUAGUCACAGAAUAUGAUCAAUAUUGUAUUAGAGUUCACCUACUAAAGGCAACCAAAGAGGAUCAAACAUUAAGACAUUCAUCUAGCAAAAGAAAACCGCUUUAUUUCUCGGCAUCUCGACUGACCGACGUAAAGGCUAUAGUCAAAAGAUGCAUACAAGAUAUCGGCGAUAUGGACUCUACAGUAGAUCUCAGUCAACAGAAGUUCAGGAUAUGGAGGAUUGAAACUGAGCAGGACGAAGCUGCUGCCUUCCUGCUAUCUCAACGAUAUGCCAUAACGCCAUUUGAUUUUGCACAAUUUUUAUCAAAGGACCGGCUACGACCUGAUAUAUUUGAUACUACCAUUCGAACGUUCAAAAAACCCACUGUUGACUUAGUUGUUGAAACCAAGGAGUCACAGAGUGAUGACCAUUGGCCAUCCAAUUACUUUUACUACAACAAGCUCACGUUACCGCGAGGGACUGUUGGCCUUUCUAAUUUAGGCAAUACUUGCUACAUGAAUUCAGCUCUUCAAUGCCUCGUGCAUAUUCCGGAACUAAGUGACUACUUUCUCUACGGCUCAUUUGAAGGCGAAAUUAAUUCGAGCAAUCCACUGGGCUAUAAGGGGCAGGUAGCGAAGGCAUUCGCCGCCCUCGUGCGGGCGCUUUUCAACGACAAGGUGCCAAAUCUCGCUUUUUACUCGCCAAGAAUUUUCAAGUCCACGUUGGGCCAUCACAAUUCUAUGUUUGGGGGAUAUUUACAGCAAGACUCGCAGGAAUUUUUAGCGUUCCUUCUAGAUGGGCUACACGAAGAUUUGAACAGGAUUGUCGAUAAGCCUAUCGUUGAAAAGCCUGAGCUGACUGCUGGAGACAAUAUUCAUGACCCUCAGGUUAUUCAAAAUCUGGCGAAUGAUACGUGGGAAAAACACAUGCUUAGAAACGAUUCCCUUAUUAAUGAUCUCUUUGUCGGAAUGUAUAAAUCAACGCUGACAUGCCCUGUUUGUGAUCAUAUAUCAGUUACCUUUGAUCCCUUUAGUGACUUGACUCUGCCUCUUCCGGUUGAAAGUUAUUGGAGUUCCAAUGUAAAGAUUUUUCCUCAAAACUCUCCUCCAUGUCUGCUCCAAGUUGAGCUAUCUAAGGGCUCUACCUAUGAGGAUCUCAAACGAUACGUUUCCAAAGCUGCCAAUCUCAGAUUUGAAGACUUAAUUGGGGCAGAAAUUUUCAACCACGCUUUCUAUAACAAUUACGAAUCACCUACAUCGGAUGCAAAGUACUUACCGAUUAACGAUCUUGCUUCUGAGAACGAUAUAAUUGUUUUUUAUGAGCUUCCUAACCAAGAAGACUGUGUGAUUAUCCCUGUUUUGAACACUAUUGUUGAGGAAGGCUUUCGGAGCCAGAAGCUAUUCGGUUAUCCCUUUUUCAUCAGCUUGGACAAAAAUGAGCGUCAGUGUUACGGUGCAAUUCGAAAGCAGUUGGAAAGGCACUAUGCCAACUUAAGUGGAAACUUUGCAAGCUUUCCCUCACCCUCGACCUCACCCACAAUGGAAACUAUGGAUUUGCUGAGGAAAAAAUAUCCAAACGUUGAUCUGUCAAACUUUUCCGAAGACUUGAAAUACAGCACACCUGUUUCUCCAGAAAGACAGAAGUUUGCCGUACAAGUUUUGACAAGAGAUAAUGCCGAGGUGGGAUCACAAGCUAAUAGAGAAGAAGGAGGAAUUUGGACCCCAGACCCAAGAGGUAAUUUGGCUACAGCUGUUGAUAUGACGACACUUAUCACAAAUGUUGCCAGAGAUAUAUAUAAUUACCAAGAACUGGUUGACAAUCAAAUGGAUGAAAUUGAAGAAUAUGCUAUGUGGACAAACAUUCCAGAAUUAAAUGCUCAACAUGGAACCGAUAAUGCAGACCAUCAAUCGAGCAUAACACCGGGCCAUGCUAAUGAUAAUGAUACCAACAUUCCCAGCGAUGCAGCCCUUAUAACCAACAAUCAAAGUGCACUUCCUUCUACUCCCAGUCAUUUCCCUCGACCAAUAUUAAUCGGCCCUGGCCAGGCCAUUGUAUGCAGAUGGAAUAAUGAAGCAAUUUCAACUGUUUUCUCCAAGGACUCAGAGUUUUCAUGGGAUAAUCCCGCAGAAAUCAAAAACAGUGAGCUAGAUGAGAUGAGGAUUCAAAGAAAUGAAAGAGCUAAAAAGCAAAUUACUAUCGAAGACUGUCUUAACUUAUUUUCUAAGUCCGAGAUCCUAGGAGCCUCUGACUCUUGGUAUUGUCCAAGCUGCAAGGAACACAGGCAGGCUGCGAAACAAAUCCAGCUUUGGAACACUCCCGAGAUCCUCACGAUCCAUUUGAAAAGGUUUGAAAAUCGUGAUUCUUUCAGUGAUAAAAUAACUGAGGUCGUAAGCUUCCCAAUAUCUGGCCUAGAUAUGUCAGGCCAUUUGGUAUGUGGGAGUGAAAAGCAGAGUAACGUCUAUGACUUAAUUGCCGUGGACAACCAUUAUGGCGGCCUCGGUGGAGGUCACUACACUGCAUUUGCGAAGAACUUUGCUGACGGCAAAUGGUAUUAUUUUGACGAUUCCCGAGUCUUUGAAACUAAACCGGAGCGCUCAAUAUCCGAGGCUGCUUACUUACUCUUCUAUCGUAGGCGUGAGGCAGGAUCAUCAGUUAAUACUGCACGACUUCAGCUGCUGCUCGAAUCAUCUCGACAAGCUCAUCAGUUGAAGAUGGACCACUUCAACCAGCAGCAGGAACACUUUUAUGGAGAAAGUAGAUCUGAUUCGGAAGAUGACUUACAAGUUCUCGAAUGGGAUCAACCCGACGCUGGCGAAAAUGAUGUUAUUGACAAUGUUUCAAGCUUAGAAGUGGGGAAUUCUCCAUUAGGCUCCUCUCCUGAGGAGAAUGAUGGGAGGCGGAAGCUGCGGUUGCUACACAAAAACUAUGCGACUGCUAUGUCAAACUCCCAUAAUUUAAAUUCCUCCACAACAAGCCCCGAUUCAUCUGAUGUUGGCGACAACGUAUCACAGCCUUGUAGUUCUGUUGGGUGCGCUCCUCCUUCACCCACUUUAUGA
This is a messenger RNA of Lachancea dasiensis, 3531 nucleotides long. Lineage: Eukaryota; Fungi; Ascomycota; Saccharomycetes; Saccharomycetales; Saccharomycetaceae. The record is from the annotation of a GenBank genome assembly.